Paramecium pentaurelia is the source of this 650-nucleotide messenger RNA. The record is from the annotation of a GenBank genome assembly. NCBI's taxonomy places the organism in Eukaryota, Ciliophora, Oligohymenophorea, Peniculida, Parameciidae.
AUGUUUAAAUUCGAGAGUAUUAUAGAAUCCUUAGUUGAAAUGGUAAUUAUAUAUUUAAUCAAAAAAAGAAAAUGUAAAAGAGUAAAUCUGUCAAUAAUGAUAAGGAAUUGCAAAAAGAAGAACUAACAUAACAAAUUAUAUGUUUCAUUGAGAAAAUCAUUGAAAAUACUAUAUAUAUGUAUAUAAGACCAAUUGAAGAGUAAUUGAGAUCAUAAGAAACAUAAAUUCUUUAACUCUAAAGUCAAUUCAUGUCUUUGCAUCAUCCUUUCUCUCCAAAAAAUAAGGAGAUUGUAAAAAUAGAGAAAUUAGAAUCUCCAAUAAGAUCUAAUGAAAUUUAAAGUAUUAAUAUAUCUUAGUAUUAUUUGAGACAAAAUGAUAGAUUUAGAAACAAAAGUUCAAUCAAUUACAAAACAAUAGGAGACUUAUAAUGAUUAAUUAAUUGAAUUUAAAUAAGAAAAUAAGAGUAAUAAUUAUCUAUAUAUAUAAAUUAAGAAAGCUUUUAUUCAUAUUGGGUAUUAUUGAAUGAUUUAAAUGAAAAUGUGAAUAAAAUUAAAGAUUUUCUAUCAACAUUAGAUUUAGGUGAAUAAAAUUAAAGUCAAAAGAACAAUAAUAAUAAAUUAUCAAGAUCAAAUACAAAAAAAGAUUAUUGA